CCCGGCGCGGCGGGAGCGCGGCGGCAGCGGCGGAUGUACAGCCCCGGGGAAGCCCCGCGGGAGCGCCCGGCCGGCGGAACAUCUUCAGACACUGAUUUGCAGAAGAUUCUGGAGCACAGAGGAGCAGCUGAGGGUCUUCAGUGUGUUUCUCCUCUUCUCUAAACUCAGCAAGUCAUCUUUAACCUUCUGGAUGUCCAAGCCUUUCACCUUAAACUUCAAGCUUUACAUUUUCUGCCUGAUAAGGGAUCAGCCUCUCCCCCGUUGGGAUUUUAGGGAGUUGGGGAGCUGAACUCCCUCUCUGGCCAGCAUGGCAAAGGUUAGAGCCCUUUUAACUGUGUGCCACUUGGUGCUAGAAUUGUUACUGAAUUCAUUGACUGAGUCUUCCAUGCAGAGCAGUGAAUGUCCCCAGCUCUGUGUCUGUGAAAUCAGGCCCUGGUUCACACCACAGUCCACGUACAGGGAAGCCACGACAGUCGACUGCAACGACCUUCGACUAACAAAGAUCCCCAGCAACCUCUCCAGCGACACCCAAGUCCUGCUGCUACAGAGCAACAACAUUGCAAAGACCACAGACGAGCUCCAGCAGCUCUUUAAUUUAACAGAGUUGGAUUUUUCACAAAAUAACUUCACGAGCAUCAAAGACGUGGGACUCUCAAAUCUCACCCAACUCACCACUUUGCACCUGGAGGAGAACCAGAUCACAGAGAUGACCGACUACUGCCUGCAGGACCUCUGCAACCUCCAGGAGCUCUACAUAAAUCACAACCAGAUCAGCAGCAUCUCUGCAAAUGCAUUCUCUGGCCUGAAGAAUCUGCUGAGAUUACACCUCAACUCCAACAAAUUAAAGGUCAUUGACAGCCGUUGGUUUGAUUCGACUCCCAACUUAGAGAUUCUCAUGAUUGGAGAAAACCCAGUGAUUGGAAUACUGGAUAUGAAUUUCAAGCCGCUCUCAAAUUUAAGGAGUCUGGUUCUGGCAGGGAUGUACCUCACAGACAUUCCUGGCAAUGCCUUGGUAGGUUUGGAUAGCCUUGAAAGUCUUUCCUUCUAUGACAACAAACUGGUAAAAGUUCCUCAGCUUGCACUUGAGAAAGUUCCGAAUUUAAAAUUCCUGGAUCUCAACAAAAACCCGAUUCAUAAAAUUCAAGAAGGGGAUUUUAAAAACAUGCUCAGAUUGAAAGAGCUUGGGAUCAACAACAUGGGAGAACUGGUUUCCGUCGACAGGUACGCGCUGGACAACCUGCCCGAGCUCACAAAGCUGGAGGCCACCAACAACCCCAAGCUGUCCUACAUCCACCGCUCGGCAUUCCGCAACGUGCCCGCCCUGGAGAGCCUCAUGCUCAACAACAAUGCCUUGAACGCAGUCUACCAAAAGACCGUGGAGUCCCUCCCAAACCUGCGCGAGAUCAGCAUCCACAGCAACCCCCUCCGGUGCGACUGCGUCAUCCACUGGAUCAACUCCAACAAAACCAACAUCCGCUUCAUGGAGCCCCUCUCCAUGUUCUGUGCCAUGCCCCCGGAAUACCGGGGCCAGCAGGUGAAGGAAGUGCUAAUACAGGAUUCCACCGAACAGUGUCUUCCAAUGAUCUCCCACGAGACCUUCCCCAAUCACCUCAACCUGGACAUCGGCAUGACGGUGUUCUUGGAUUGUCGGGCCAUGGCAGAACCAGAGCCAGAAAUUUACUGGGUCACUCCUCUGGGCAAUAAAGUCACCGUGGAAAGCCUCUCUGACAAAUACAAGCUGAGCAGCGAGGGCACCUUGGAAAUCUCCAACAUCCAGGUGGAAGACUCUGGGAGAUACACCUGUGUUGCUCAGAACAUAGAAGGGGCUGACACGAGGGUCGCCACCAUCCGGGUGAACGGGACACUCCUGGAUGGGACCCAGGUCCUGAAAAUCUACGUCAAACAAGCCGAGUCACAUUCCAUCCUGGUCUCCUGGAAGGUCAAUUCCAACGUCAUGACUUCCAAUUUGAAAUGGUCGUCGGCCACGAUGAAGAUUGACAACCCCCACAUCACGUACACCGCCAGGGUGCCGGUGGACGUCCACGAGUACAACCUCACACAUCUGCAGCCCUCCACGGACUAUGAGGUGUGUCUGACCGUGUCCAACAUCCACCAGCAGACACAGAGAUCCUGCGUCAACGUCACGACGAAGAACGCGGCCUUCGCGCUGGACAUCUCCGACCAGGAGACCAGCACGGCCCUGGCGGCCGUCAUGGGCUCCAUGUUCGCCGUCAUCAGCCUCGCCUCCGUCUCCGUUUAUGUUGCAAAAAGGUUCAAGAGAAAAAACUACCACCACUCACUGAAAAAAUAUAUGCAAAAGACCUCCUCAAUCCCCCUGAACGAGCUCUACCCUCCCCUUAUUAACCUCUGGGAAGGGGACAGCGAAAAGGACAAGGACGGCUCUGCGGAGACCAAGCCGACCCAAGUGGACACAUCCAGAAGCUAUUACAUGUGGUAACUCAGAGGAUAUUUUGCUUCUGGUAGUAAGGAGCACAAAGACUUUUUUGCUUUAUUCUGCAAAAACGACGAGUUGAAGACUUUUGUAUUUUUGCCUUUGCUGGUGCGUGGCAGAGCGGAGGGACAGGUGGAUAUUUCAGGAGUUUUUCGUACAGCGUAUCGCAGCGGUCGGACCCAAAUGGCAGCUUCACCCGCCUUCCAAUUCUCCGUGCUGACAGAGGAAUGAGAGGCUGUCCCGGAGCCAUCCCGAGGUACAGGAGCUCCCGAGCCAACCCCAGUUUGGGACCUGCGGUGAACUGGGAUUGUGAGCCCGGUCUGAGGACUCGGACCCUGAGAGAAGGAGACCCUGAAGGAUGUUAGUUGACUGUACUGUAAUGUUGUAUCAACUGAUUUGAAUGUUUUUGACUUUGAACAAUGAGUUCCCUUUUUUAUCAUUAUUAUUAUUAUUAUUAUUAUUAUUAUUUUUGUAGUAGUUGAAGGCUUAGGCAAAGCUAACAGGCAAUAGGAAUACGUACAUCCGAUUUUCUAAUGUAACAGACUAAAUGGUAUUUGUUCUCUUCUUCUUUUUAUUCUAUUUAGUAGACACUUUUGAAGAAUUACUAGAGUUUUGUUGUGUUUAAAUCACCAACACAUGGUGUUUAAUGAAGGCAGAGCUAUAAUAAAUUUAGUUUGGUUCUGA
Molecule: messenger RNA, 3136 nt
Organism: Lepidothrix coronata (blue-crowned manakin)
Lineage: Eukaryota; Metazoa; Chordata; Aves; Passeriformes; Pipridae
Gene: LRRN1
Product: leucine rich repeat neuronal 1
Exons: 3
Coding region: 308-2458 (716 amino acids)
Molecular function (GO): protein binding
Source: RefSeq, a predicted model, not a curated record